AUGUCCAGUCUUCUUGCAGAUGACGCACUCCCUGACACCGACUCGAUAAUAUCUAACGCUAAGUCCACUGCUGUGACUGGAACUGAUUUCUAUCAGCGUGACCUGACGAGUCGCGCAUAUGCCCUUGCUGGAGUGCUCGUGGAUGACGCAACCCUAACGGCCCACUCCUUAACUGGCCUCAUGGCCGUCCUCAUCAUCAUAUCCUACAGCUCAGUGUCACUCUCCUGGCAAGAGUCUGGGAUUAUCAUGGGGUUCCCUAUCCUCAUUUUGGGCAUCGCACUUUCUCUGCAGGUAGCGAUCGCAUUGGCAGGGAUGCAAGCUGUCAAAAUAUUCACAUGGAGCUCCUCACCUUUCGACCUUAUCGCUGCUCUAGUCCAUCACACGCAAUUGACUCCAGCUUCUCUCUUGAAGCCGUCAGAGGUCCAGCCCUCAGCGUGGAGUGCUCACCGUAGCAUCCGGAACGUUGUAUUGUCUCUUUGGGUGCUCGUUGUAGCAUGUGCUGUAUGGGCCGCGUUCGUCAGGUGCGAACAGAACACCCUCACUACGUCCAAAUCGUGGUCAUUCUCUGAUUGGAGGGUUGGCUAUUCCUUCAAGUACACUAUCAAGAGUGUCGGUGUUCUGAUGUGGAUUCUGGCGUUUGUCAACCUGGUGGUUGUCCAGGGACUGUUGACAUUUGUACUGCAUUCCGCCGAGCUCGUGAACAUUAUUCAAAUUGAAAGGCAAUGGAGAUGUGCUACAACAGGGAAAGGACUUCACAGGACGAACCCGCUGCAGGCAUUUUUCAUUAAUCCCCUCGGUAUUUUCCUUUUCAUCCUGAAGGUUGUGCUACGUGGGUCAUUCGCUGUCGCUCUCUUCGACGUUUCCGCAAAUGCCAGGAUUGGGGAGCCCCCUAUAUUCAUCACGUAUAUCUUGAACUUAUUGAUAGCGCUGUUGAUAUUUGCCUGUGUUUUCACUUUCGCCACACUGUGCCGACCACGCGUCCCCCAGCCGGUCGCAUACGGGCACCUCCAGACACUCGCCAACCUCGUGGACGAGUGGUCGGAGGAGAUGUGGUGGGGUCACAAGGAGGACGGGUCCCCGUAUUGUCUUGCUGAGAGGAGCAAUCAUCCGUUGCCGGAUGUGAAAAUGGACUGUCUUUAUGCUGGUUCUUGUGUCGUGUCUCAUUCCACCCAUCCCGGGAGAAGUACCCGCUGUUGA
Messenger RNA from Suillus paluster, 1197 nucleotides. RefSeq lists its product as uncharacterized. Bases 1 to 1197 code for a protein of 398 amino acids. Lineage: Eukaryota; Fungi; Basidiomycota; Agaricomycetes; Boletales; Suillaceae. The record is from RefSeq and is a predicted model, not a curated record. The transcript has 6 exons.